AGCUAAUUAGUUCGUAGUUAUUUUUUAAAAAUCCGAAAAGGCUCCGAAAGCCUUUAAUUGGCGCAGUCGGCGCGGAUUUCGGAAAGUAUAUUCUACCGCCGUGAGUGCUUCCGCGAACGAAUAUCGCGCGAAUUGCGUAGAAUUUCUUUUUGAAAACCGCAGAGUCUAACGCGAACCGCGAGUGGGUUAGGAAGUGAAAUUGUGUUUGAGCGCAUAUCAAGAACAAUUGCACAGACUAUAAAGUGAAGUGAGUUAAAGUCCGUUGAGAGCAGAUCAAAAGGAGUGAAACCACGGAACUACCACCCGCCAGACGAAGGACCUACAUCAUCAUUUCAAAGGAUUCCCAACGCAUAUGGGCCUGUAUCCUUUGCUAAGGAUGCACUCUUCAUUAAUCAUCAUAAUGAUAUUCAUUCCCUUUUCCUAUCCCAAAUUUAUCCAACUCCAUGAUAUCACAAAUAAUCCAGGAGCGCUGACUCUCAGUGCGGGAGAGGGCAGAAUUCACGAAGGGUAUAACAGACUUUUUCAUACGGUUGAUUUAAAAGAAUUAGGAACUACGAUAGGAGUAUUAGAGAAUUUAAUUGCAAAAGUUAAUAGUUCAACAGGAAAUUUUAUCAGGUUAAUUAAUCUCAAAUUUAAACAAAUCAAUGAAACAUACAGAGCCCUCCUCCCAAAUUCGAAAAGUAAGCGUUCUAUUGAAAUGCUAGGCAGUGCUAUCAAAUUCAUUACAGGUAACUUAGACGCAGAUGAUUUACGAGAAAUAAACGCAAACAUAAAUGAUAUCAAAAGAUUAGACAAUAAUCUGAUUGUUCAGAAUAAUAAACAAAUUACAAUUAAUCAGGAGUUUCAAAAUCGCUUACAAACCCUAACAGAUGAAAUAAGAAAUCACGAAAAUGUUUUGCUCAAACUAACUUUACAAAGGAAUUACACUGUGAAUGAAAAUGCAAAAAUUAUAAUACUUUUCCAAUUAGACAUUGUACUACAAACUCUAAGAACGCUUGAGAAUGGAAUAGCACUAGCCAAAUUGAAUAUUGUAAACCGUCAAUUAUUGACUAUCAAUGAAUUGAAAAUUAUAGCACAACAAUUAGAGCAGGUAGAUAUUUCAUUAGACAGUUUAGAAGAUGUGUACAAUUAUCUCUCGGUCACGGUGUUCUACCACGGAUAUCAUCUCAUCAUCAGUAUCGACAUUCCCAGAGUAUCAUCUACAAUCUACGAAAGAAUGAUUAUCGAGCAACUACCAAUUAAAAACAAAACCGUCAACAUUGAUUAUCAUACAAUACUUGUGCAUUCUAAUGAAACCAUCGCAGUCUUACAAAACUAUGAACAAAUAGCCAAAACCUACGUUUACAAGAAAAAUCAACUCUUGAAUAUUACCAACGAUUUGUGUAUUGCACCUUUAGUUCGAGGUCGAAGUGGAAAAUGUCCCUUCAAAGAAACACCGCCAGCUACAGAGUACAGGCUUUUGGCCUAUGGUACUUUAAUCGUCAAAGCUACAUUAGAGACGAUUGUAAUGAGUAGCACUUGCGGUAUUAAUCAAAAAGAACUUAAAGAAAACGCAACGAGAUAUCAACAUUCUUCAUAAAAAGCUCGGGACGCGCUUCUCUUCAGGAUGGGCUAGUUAAAGACGGAUCUACAAAAUCACCGAUGCAACCAACAUCAGAAUCAUCAUCAGACGCAUCAAGCUUCCCACGAUCGUUCAUAACCAGCUACCCAACAUUGCACGUGCCGAAGACGACAACAAGGUGUCAUCUUAAGCCAGCCGGCCAGCCGGCCAGCCAGCCAUCCAGCCAUCCAGCCAUC
Molecule: messenger RNA, 1797 nt
Organism: Uranotaenia lowii
Lineage: Eukaryota; Metazoa; Arthropoda; Insecta; Diptera; Culicidae
Exons: 3
Coding region: 353-1579 (408 amino acids)
Source: RefSeq, a predicted model, not a curated record